Triticum turgidum subsp. durum (durum wheat) is the source of this 1170-nucleotide messenger RNA. Lineage: Eukaryota; Viridiplantae; Streptophyta; Magnoliopsida; Poales; Poaceae. The record is from the annotation of a GenBank genome assembly.
AUGGCCGGCAAGGAUGAUUCCGCCACCAAUCCCGUGCUGGGAAGGAACAGCACAGGUCAGAAGAUGGUGACCGGCGAGGAGGGUUCCACCAACCGCACGCUGGAUCUAUGCACUGGGGAGCGGAGCCGGGGCACCGACGGGGAGGGCACGCUGGAGCGCUGCACCACCGAACCUAUCGUGGUGACCGGCGAGCACACUAUUCUCAAAAGGAAGGCCAAGGAGGAGAUGUACCCUUCUCCUGAGCAGGAAAAGGUCAGCUUUCCCAACCCAUUCGCUAGGAAGUCAGCCAUCGACGAAAUGGUCGCCACGGCAAAACUCCCGAUGCGAGCUGAUGUUACUGUGGCCGCCCCUAUCCAGCAAGUCCCGCGGCAGGAAGGGACCAAGACCACCGAACCUAUGAUGGUCGACCCCUUCCUCGGACAGGAGAUUGUUAAGGUGGUUUCUGAUAUCCAGGCUGAUCCUGAGAUCGGGGAGGCGGUUUCUGAUCUUCAGGCUGAGUUUGAGAUCGAGGAGGCGGAUUCUGAUCCUCAGCCUGAGGACCAGGAUGGUUACGAUGAUGAGGCAGAGGAUGAUUAUGGUUAUGAGGAUGAGGAUGAGGAUGAUUAUGACUACGAGUCUGGAUAUGAGGAUGAGGAUGACUGGGAGUCUGAAUUUUUGGAGCAAAGGCCGAAGGUCAAGGCUGUGUUGUUAAACUUUCCUGAGGCUGCAAAGUUGGAACCUCAUGAGCUGGACGCCGCAGUGGAGAGGAUCCUGGAGCAGUCCAAGCCUGAGAACGCCUCUGUGGCUGCCUCAGGCAAGGUUCGGCUGUUGAGUGCAGACAUCCAAGCAAUCUUGGCCCGGAAUAGGCAGCCCCCCAUCAUCCAUGACCUCGCUUCCAAGGGCACAUUAUACCCGGCUGAUUUGAUCCGGAGAAGGGAAGAGCUGGACAAGGAAUUUGAGAAGGUUCAAGAUGAUUUUGAAGAGUUUCAGGCUAAGGUGCGCACGGAUUUGAUCGAGAAGGGGUACACCGAGGUCAAUGAGGACUACUAUGAUAACAGGGACAAAUUCGACGACGGGUUGCAGGACCGGUUGCAGGAAGAGUGGAACAAGAUUGACUUUAGUCGCUUUUAUAUUGCCAAAAACGACAAGGGGAUUGCCUAUUAUUCCGAAGAACAUGGGUGUUACAUAUAA